GCUCGCGAAGCUUGCGGCUCCACCUCGCGCGCGGCGCGGCCAGAGCGCCCGGCUCCGGCAGAGGCGAGCAGCGCCGGUGAGCCCCGCAGCAGCGCGCCGCCGGGCCGCCCGGAGCCCCGCGAUGGAGAUGGCAGAGGCGGAGUUGCACAAGGAAAGGCUGCAAGCCAUAGCAGAAAAAAGAAAGACGCAGACUGAAAUAGAAGGCAAGCGACAGCAGCUUGACGAACAGAUACUUCUGCUGCAGCAUUCCAAGUCCAAAGUGCUUCGGGAAAAAUGGCUGCUGCAGGGUAUCCCCGCCGGAACUGCCGAAGAGGAGGAAGCCAGGAGGCGGCAAUCUGAGGAGGAUGAGUUCCGAGUCAAACAGCUGGAAGAUAACAUCCAGAGGCUGGAGCAGGAAAUACAAGCGCUAGAAAGUGAAGAGUCCCAGAUAUCUGCCAAAGAGCAAAUCAUCCUAGAGAAACUAAAGGAGACAGAAAAAUCCUUUAAGGACUUUCAGAAGAGCUUCUCCAAUGCGGAUGGAGCUGUGUACGCCAUGGAAAUUAAUGUGGAGAAAGACAAACAAACAGGAGAGACCAAGAUUCUCUCUGCAUCCACCAUUGGCCCAGAGGGGGUCCAUCAGAGAGGAGUCAAAGUCUAUGAUGAUGGUACCAAAGUAGUGUAUGAGGUGCACUCGGGAGGCACUGUGGUAGAAAAUGGAGUGCACACGUUAAGCUCAAAGGAUGUAGAAGCACUUAUUCAGAAGGCGGGACAAUCAAGCUUCAGAGGAGGGCACGUGUCAGAAAGAACUGUGAUCGCAGAUGGGAGCCUUGGCCACCCGAAGGAGCCCAUGCUCUGCAAGGAAGCCAAGUUAGAAAUGGUACAUAAGUCUAGGAAGGAUCAUUCUUCUGGGACCCCAGGGCAGCAGCCCCCAGCCCCCAGCACAGAAGGGCCCGAGGCCAACGUGGAUCAGCCAGUCACCAUGAUUUUCAUGGGCUACCAGAAUAUUGAAGACGAAGAGGAGACGAAGAAGGUGCUAGGCUAUGAUGAAACCAUCAAGGCGGAGUUGGUCCUCAUUGAUGAAGACGAUGAGAAGUCAUUGAGGGAGAAGACCGUGACGGAUGUGUCCACCAUCGAUGGGAAUGCAGCUGAGCUUGUGUCCGGGAGGCCGAUCUCAGACACCACAGAGCCCUCAUCCCCAGAAGGGAAAGAAGAGAGCCUGGCCACAGAGCCAGCCCCAGGUACCCAAAAGAAAAAGCGCUGUCAAUGCUGUGUUGUCAUGUGACCACUUCUUUCUUCCCUUUUCUUCCGGGCAGCCUCUGGGCUCUCCACCACUUCCGUAGACCUCACUGUACCGCUAACGGCAAUACUGUCAGCUGGAAGCAAACACCUGCCUUGCCUUGCAGUUGGAUUGCUUAGGUCUCUCUUAUUUUUGUCCCCCUUUCAUUUUUCUCCAGUUUCCUCACCUGAGAGACAACGUGCAUGUGUGUGCUUCAUUCUUUCCAAGAACUUACUUUUCCUCUAAACCUUUCCUUGUGUCUUCAAGAGUGAAUCAAUUUCUUACUGCUCGAUUGGAAUGGACUCUCCACAUCAGCCAGUUCUAUAGUAGCCUUAACUCACUUGACUGGAAUCGAACCCGUGGCCCUGGGGGUUUCCUGUUGUAGCGUGUUCCUAUAAUGUAGUCACACAUCACCACGUCGCUGACUUCCCACUUGCCUCCCUUGCUGUGGAUCUUUGCUUUUAUAUCGUGUGUGGCAAAAUGCUGUGGGCUCUAGCUGGUUGCCAGCGUGGCCAAAAGUGGACCUUAUAAUUAGUCUGUUCAAUCUAGGGUGAUGCUUUUUGCUGCCUUACAUAAGCUUCCAGAUUACAGUAUUGUGCAUCUAUGACUUUCCAUCUGUUAAAACUGAAAUGACGUUGAUGUAAAAGAAAAGGAACCCAGUGCUUGUCGCAGCUGAAAUGUAGGGACUGAUUCCAUAACCCGCCCAUCAGCAGCCGUCUCUUUCUGUGGCUUACCUGAUGGACCCUUUAUAUACGAAGCACCAUUUUUAAUUUUCUAAGGACAUGAAACAAACAUUGUUUUGAGCAUUCGUAGUAAUCUCUAAACUUAGGCAUAUCCAUGAGCCUUGCUUCUAUUCUCUCAGAAAAAAAAAAAAAAAUGUAAAUUUUUAUAUUGUUUUCUUUUUCACGGAUAUUUUCUGAUCAUGUUAAUCUAUUUUCAACGAAGGGAUCAUUUUGAGGAGUAUCUCUGCAGUGACCAUAUUUCUAGAACAGUCUUUUUGAUCAACUGUGGUUGCUGCCAAGCUUCCAUUUCAUUGUGGAUGGACGGUGCUGGAACUGAAUUUACCUGUUCAUCUCCCCUUCCCACUUGAUUACAGAGCCUUACUUCUGGACUCUUUUCUUUCUGUCCCAUGAGAAAGAGAAUGUUUCCCAUAAUGUCACCAUGCAGGUUGAUCCACCCUUCAAAAUCAGCUUGAAAAUGUAAAAAAUGUGUAAGAAAGACGUGUCUUCUCCACGUUAAGUCCUUAAAUUCAUUCCACAAGUACCGGCUGAGUGGCACAUAGCGGAGCUUCUUAAGGCAUGUUUCUUAAACUUCUGGAGAUUUCAGAACAUCAGAGAAUAGUUUUUUGGUUGUUGUUUUUUUUUUAAAUCUAGAACACAAUGAACAAUUUAAAUAAAUUCUUAGCAUUCUCCCAAAGCAAACAGCCAGGUGUAUAGUAAAACCAAAGGGAAGUAAUAGAGUAAAAAAAUAAUACAGUAAUAAAAUAAAGAUGUAACAUUUUAACUGGUUUUAAUAACAGAGAUCUCUUAACCUGAAGUUAUUUGCCCAGAUGUUCAUAGCACUAUUGCAAAUCAUUCACAAAAUAUAUCUAUGUUCCAUGGAACAUAGUUUUAAAAAACAUAAAAUAAGUCAUGCUCCCUCAAGUCGAACCUCUGUGGAAAGCAGACAAGAAAAAAAAAAUUAGAUAGUCUUGAGAGAAUUUCUUUAUGGAAUCAACUAAAUUUGUCCUAAACAUAGUUUUCUCAGUGCUAAAUCUAACUGUUACUAUUUUAAGUUUUGUGGCUUGAACUUAUAUUCCAAAUGGAAAGGGGGAAAAUGACAUUUUUAUUGCGAAAAGUUCAUUUCUCUCAAAUAAUUAUAUUUCAGUGAGCACAAAGUAAGUCAUUUUAUCACCAACGGGUAAGCAGAAAAAGUCAAGAAGGGACAAAUAAAGGAGCUAAAUUCUGCUCCUAAAAUGAUUCCAUCAAUGGCUUCCUUUUGAAUAGUGGAGGGGGUUCCCUCUAAAUGAUCUCAGGUUCACCAAAGCAGCUACAGUUGAAUUAGGCUGCUGUCUUAUCUCGGAAUAACAUCUGGUUUUGCUGCCUAGAAAUCUCCCCACUCGGCUUCACACUCCUCAGUCAAUGGUCACUUAGGCUUCCUUUAAAUGUUGAAGAGAACGACAUGCCAGAUAAACUUAUUCACGUAGAAAAUGAAAAAAGUUUGAGUGUUUGGACAAUCUAUUAUUUUAAUAAUUUAUUUAAUAAAGAAACAAUCUAAAAGUUUAUCAUAACUUACCUUUUUUUACUCACUUAGGGGUUAAUAUUAUUCAAUAGGAGUUUUUAAAAGCACAGUUAGUGAGGGGAAUGGUAGAAUGUAGAACCCUUGAGCUUGCUGUUUGAUAACCAGAAUCAGUCUGGUUCGAGGACAGAGAAUUCCCAGAAAUGUUCUACCCAUCCUGCCGUAGUGAGCUAGUUCUUCAUGAAGAAAAUGAUCUGCCCCUUUCACAGCAGCCCUACACAAGAGAUCUGAAAGACCAAUGAUAAUCUGCACUUUCAUUCAUCAGUUAUUAUUAUAGGAAUUAACAAAUUACAUGAAUUAGAAGUCUCUUUAUAAUUUUACUAUUAAAUCUUAUUAUUAGAGCCUUUAAAGUAAGACAUGUUACCUUUAGUAAAAUGAAAUGUGGCCAUAGGAAGUGGUUUGUUUGAAUAUGGCAUUUGUGUGCUUAUUUUUCAUCCUUUUCUUAUCAAAAUAGAGGAUUUAGGCUCAGCCAGUACUUUUAUGGGAUGAGACCUAUAAUCUCACCUACAGCAUCAAGUAACUACAUAAUGAACAUAUCCUCAGUGUCGUGAUUGAGAACGUUCUGCCUUCCCUGCCAUCAUUCUCUCUGUAAAAACUUUAUUAUGUGUGGUAUCACACCCUCCAAAAAUACAGGGUACUGGCUUCCAUAAUCUGACAAGUUAAAGAACCAGUAAUGAAGCUGCAAGACCAUAGUCUUUUUGAGACAAUGGUUCGUUGGGUUGUCUUCUAAAACUAAAUAAUCAGUUCCCCCUUAAACGGAAAGAGAAAGAGAGAAAGGGGGAUAUUUCAUUUCUUAGAAAUAGAUUUUCAGUGGCAUUGAAUUAAAGAUCUUUUAAUGGUUAAAAUGGUAAAGUUUAACUUACAUAUCCUUACAAAUCUCAAUGACUUGUAUAUCCUUGCCUUUGUUUUCUUUGAUGUGCAAUAGGACAGACUAAGGGGAAUUUUUUUUUUUUUACCUUGUACCUCUUUUGCCCUUAAUUCUAUUAAUUACUUUUAUAAGCAAAGUGAGUUGCCUCUAAAAGUGAUUUGACAGUGUCCAGGGACAUCACUAAUACUGGGACCAGAGAGGGUGAGGAGAGAGGGCAUUCCCUUCUGGCCAAACCCAACACAUGGUUUCCUUCAGCCUCCUGAGCAAAGACUUUCAGGAAACUUAGAUUUGACUCCUUUCUGAAUUGCAAUUAUACAUGUAUCAGCUUUAAAUUCCCAUCAACUCCAUUUUACUUCCUGGUCAUAAAUGUGUUUGUUCCUUCAUACAAGUAGAAUGCUUUAUUUCGGUUAGGGUCAAGUUUUUUAUAAAAGGGGGGAAAACAUCAAGAUGCAGGAACCUCUCUGGAGCAAAACAUUCAGGCCAAGUGCGAAAACGGCUCCUGUCUCUUCGCCUCCUGCAGAACUUCAUUUCAAGGGACCACUGAACACCCUUGAAAUGAACACUUAUUUCCUGCCAUUGAACCAGGGUUGCGAAAGCGGAGGGAGGGAAUAUGGUGACAGAGGCAAAACUCGAACCACUAAACCAGCUCUUCCUUUUUACAAAGCACCCUGUCGAUUUAAAACACAGGCGAACACAAAAUAUUCACAGAGGACUUUUUGUUGUUGUUCUUGCUGAAGAUCUAGAAGCUCAGAUCUCCCUUUGUCAAUGGACUCACUGUGGAGUUCAGCUCACCAAAGGGCCCCUUCCUUGUGGGGAUAGUCUCAUCUCCCAAAGGGUUACUUUGUUUACAGUAAACACUCCUCCAAGGCAAGCAGUUUUAAGUUGUAUUUUUGCAACAUGUACCUUCAGUCAUUGGAACCACAAAGAAGGUUUGAAACCUCAUAAAUAUGCAAUCUUUUAGAAGCUCCUCAGUUUACUUUGUAUCAAGGUAUAUAGAACUCCACUGAUGAGGAUAGAACCAGCAAAUAUCCUUUGUCCUGCUGGACGGUACAACCCAGCAGGUAAAUGGAGUGACGGUGGUAUAUAUCACAAACCAGCUCCAAGAAACCAGCAAGAUGAGCUCUUUGACUCUAGCUGCCAGCAGUCAUUUAUAGCCUUCUUCUGGUCUUUUCAGGAAUACUGGCCUGCAUUUUCUAGGGACAAAGAAAAGCCAGGCUUUCGUGAUCAUAGGAGCACAAUGCAAUUAUGUGUCUGUAUUUUCAUAGUUUCAGUGAACUCUAGGAUAAAAUUCUCAUUAAAAAAAAAAAAAAAAAACCAAAAUACUUAUUAUUUGAAUGUAGAAAAAAAUAAAAUAAAACUUACAUCCUGAAAGGUUUCAAAAGGGCAAUUUCCCUGGGGAUCCCUAGACCAGCCUCGCCCAUCCCCCUUCAUUUUUAUAUGACUUAAAUAGGCCUCUGCUUCCCCUCUCCACUCAGUCUAACCUAAGGUCAGAACCAUAUCACAAAACCUUGCUUUCAACUUGAAAAUAUAAGAUGUAAUUUUGGGGAUCGCAGGUUUUCUGCAUCAAAGAUCUGGACCGCCUUAACUUUUGUAAAAAACAAACAAAACAAAAAAACAAACCAGUUUUUCAAGGCUCUCUUUUACUAAGCAGGAAACCAAAAUGUUUCCUGAAAAUUAAUGACUUUUUUAUAUUUUGUGACUAUUUUCUAAGUUUCUAUAGGUUGAGGUGUAAAUGGUCAUCUUCUCCCCGUAAUGCCUCUUCCUGGUCAGUGGGGGGGGGCAGGGGAGCGGGGCCUCUUUUUUGCAAGUCACUGCAUUUUUAUCAAAAGAAAAGUAUAUUUCAUGAACCAUAAAUUUAAAAAAAAAAAAGUCCCUAGACUUCAGGCAGUCCUUCUGGAGUGAAAGAACAAAAAUACAGAAAGAAAAGAAUUACAGGGUGGCUUUCCUUUUAUUUUCCUAUGGUUAAUGUACUGUAUGGUAUGUAUGUUUACAGAAUGUAUCUGCCUUGUGAUGUGAACAAAUGAAUGACAAAAACAGAGUUCUGAUGUGCCAUUUUAAAGUUUGCCUUAGCAUUGCUGUUUAUGUUCUUCUUUUCUGUCCUUUAAAAAAAAAAAUGCAGGUUGUAUUCCAAAGCUGUAUUAACACAACAUUCUCUUCCCCGCCCCUACCCAGCCCUCUUCAGAGCUGUGAAUUCCAUCACAGGAGCCUUGAGGCAGAACCUUGCUGGUCAGACCCAGAGGGAAUACAGUGGACAUUGCCUGGACAUUGUCUAUGUCCAUCUAGCAACCAAGCAUGUUCCUAUGUUCUCAUCUGGGUCUGAAUGUCACGCUCUGACACUCCUGGGCAGGCCAUAGACAGCAUAAGAUCUUCUGCAGUCCUUCUUACAGUGAGGGGAUGGGGACUUACUUGUGGACCCCCUCUCUGGGUCUGGGAGCAUAUUUUUAAGCACAAGUAGCAUAGCUUGUGAAAGCAAGAGAGAUGGACUCAAAUGGUGUGAUUGAGCCAUAACUGAGAGGUGUGCCCAUUCAUAAGAUGAGUACCAUAGGGCUGGGAGUAAGGAGUGGCCAUUAGAAAUGGAAUAUUUUACAUUUAUGUAUUUUUUUAAGGAAUGAUAUUUUUAUAAUGAAAUCUAUAUGCAUUAUGAAGCUUGAGUUUGAAAACAAUUUUGAUUGAGUUAUUUCUCCAUUCCGUUAAGGUAACUUUCUGGUGACUUCAGCACAAGCCCAGACCUUGAGAGGCAUGAUCAAAGGUCCUGUGGCCUGCCCAUGUGCCUCCACUGCAUGAAAUCCAAUGUUUCCAAACAGACCUAUAUUGUAAGAUCAAGCUUUCUAUGCCUGUCAUUAGAUAAACCAUGUCUUGAUAGCUUGAUAGCUCUCUGGGCUACAUCUUUAAUGAUAAAUAAUGAUGUUUUUCAUGAAAGGGGAUAGCCAUUUUAAGUGUAAGGCAACUCUAGCAAUGAUCAAAGUCCAAAUAUUUCACAUAUUUAAGGACUGAUCCCUGUGUUGGAGAUUAAGGGACCACUCACUAUGGUACAUUUAAAUGAUAUGGAUAAAAUGGUGCGUCAGAAGCCUCUGGCCAUAAACCAACAAUAUAAAACUUAGGAGGUAUAAUUGGCCUUGUAAAUACCAAAGGUGCUGCACCACAUUUUCAGAGUUAAGAAGACACAGGAAAGAAUUGUCUUUAUCUAUCCACUAAUGAGAUUCUGAAUUUUUAGAGUUCCUGGAUCCUCCCCCCUCCACCAAUUUUCUGCCAAGCUCCCAAGUUCCAAUUGCAAUCAAACUCAGUUUCCUAAAGAUCUUCACCCACACCUGUUCCACUGAGGGACAGAACAGCGUAAGCCUCGGAGUCUGCUUACCACCCCUAUUAGAUUCUCUUCCCAGACAGCAUCCUUGCUCCAGACGGGCCCUUUUUCUAUGACCUUAAAAGACCAAGAGCCUUUUCCAACAAGGCAAGGUCAGAAGCAUUCUCUCCAACUGAAGAAAAAGAACCCCUCCGGGUCCCAUGCAAAUCAUUUCGAUUCUGUCAUCACUAGAAUCCCUCCAACAGGCCCAAUUCAAGCCCAGCUAUGAACGCCAGUGUCAUGGAGACAGCUCUCAAAAUGCAGGAGCUAUGCAACUGCCUGAAGGUGCUAAGGGAGAGCGGUUUGGCUCUCUUCUCUUAUCACACGGGAGCCUCACAGUGUUGAGCUGAGGCGGACUGUUGGGGAGGCGUCCAGGUCCUUGAUUUUGCAGUCAGUCUUUAGAGACAGAGAAACCACCAGGCGAUGUCUGAUCCGAGCUGUUCUGGUGCAGCUUUAACACCAAUUCCGUGAUAUCCUAUUCUGGCCAGCAGAAAGAGUCCUGUCCUUCGCGGGGUUCUGGAACAUUCUCUCCUCCUCUCAAGCUCCUGACAUAGUAAAGUUAAAAAAUCACACAGGGGUUCCAGAAAAUGUUGUGUCUGAUGCAGCUUUUCAGUGAAUGUAGGUUGUUGAUGGAAUUUUCAGCUUUAGCAGUUCACUCGGGGUGAGUGACAUCUCUGUAAAUAUUUCCAUUUCUGUGGUUGGUUGGGGGGGUGGGGUGGGAGCCUGUCGUGCUGACUCUGAAUUAGACUUGCUGGGCUAGCUGCUGUACUUUGUAACCUGAAGUGUACUUUGACUGUUCUCUUUCCUUCGGAUGAAAAACAAAACAAAAACCGACUUCAGAAAUAACACUGCCAGCGACAGCCCAGGGCUGUACUUGUAGCUUCUCUCUGUUCCUCUGUACAGUAUUAAUAGACAAUAAACUGCCUUUUCACUGCAUCUACCUCUGAGUGUCUGUGCCCCGAUUCUUUCCCACCCCCCAACUGCCACGGGUGCAUGUCAGGCCAGACUGCCUCGGGGGGCGCCUUCGACCGCUCGCUAAUGCCAAACCCUAAUCCAGUGCCUUUCAAACUGGAGUGUGCCUCAGAAUCACGUGACGGGACCUGCCAAGAAGGGGGAAGCUCAGUCCCACCUCUGGAACUCCCAUUCAGGUUCCUGGGUGCGGCCUGCUCACCUGCCUUGCUAAUCAUGUCUCCAGGUGAUUCUGAUACAUGGGGUUCCUGGCCCGACCGUGGGUUGGGGGGCCCCGCCGGGGGCAUCCCUGUGGCCUGCCUGUUCCAGCUGGUUUCCACACUAACUAAUCUGCUUUCCCAGCACCUUCUCUCUCUCACCUGCUCUUGCACAUCUGUCUCCACACCUGUCGUCUUUGUUCUUGUUCCUUGCAAACCCCUAGCUGUGGCAUCGACCGUGAUCCCCUGGGUCCAACUUGGGCUGCCCCUCAGGCAGUACGCAUUCAAGCACUGUUGUCUUAGAAACAGGAGCACCUGAAGACACAUGGGAAUUUGGUUAUUCUUCUUUACUGCUGUAUCCUCUCUAUCCAGAAUAGGCUCAAGAAACUUUUUCUGGAAAUGGCCAGAUACUAAGUAUUUUGACUUUGCAGGCCAGAUGAUUUGUGUCAUAGCUGCUCAGCUCUGCCCAGAAGGUAGCCAAGCACUGCACAUAAAUGAAUGAGUAUGGCUAGGUUCCAAUAAACCUUAUGUAUUAAAAAAAAAAAAAAAAAAAAAAAAGACAGUAGACUGGAUGACUGGAUUUGGCCCUCAGGCUUGUAGUGUGCCAAUCCUUGGCCUCCAUGGGAGCCUGGCUCAUAGCAGGUACCCAAGAAAAAAAUGAAAAGGUAUUAUAUUAAAGAACAGACAAAGGGCAGAUGUGAUACCACCUGUAGAACUGUCAUAGAAAUUUUUUUUCUUUGAGGAUAUGGAGUAAGAGAAAUCAGUCGGGGGGCUCUCAUCUGUUUGGGUUCCGUAGUGGAUUUUUUUUUUUCAUGUCUUUAUGCAUGGACAUUAUCUUGCAAGUUCAAAGCAUGAAUGGUGCCUUGUAGACAGCGCAAAGUGCCAAGCUGAAAUGAAUAACUCUCAACCAACAGAGAGUUGAGGAAGUAUUAGGACAUCUUACCCUUGUCGGCAACAAGGAACUGGGUGGUCCCUAAGUAUCUCAAGCAUUUGAUCCAAAUGUCUGUGGAACUACAUUUGGUCUGAGCCGUCCUAUGCCGUGAACUCAGGGCUUUCUUUAUAUUACCUCUCCGUUCACUGAAAUACUCUUUAGUGUGUGCACAUAUGGGGAACCGCAAUGGCACGUUACACAUCCCAUAAGCCAGGGCACACUAACAGUGACACACCAGGAGCUGUGUGUUUCUAUCCACGGCCAGUGUCGUUGUGGAGUUGAAGGAAAUGAUAUGUACACAAAGCAGUUGGUAAGCGAGAAGUAGA
This is a messenger RNA of Mustela lutreola (European mink), 10163 nucleotides long. It is a transcript of the gene PALM2AKAP2, whose product is annotated as PALM2 and AKAP2 fusion. Gene Ontology annotation, cellular component: membrane. Gene Ontology annotation, biological process: regulation of cell shape. The coding region runs from base 122 to 1261 and encodes 379 amino acids. The record is from RefSeq and is a predicted model, not a curated record. The transcript is spliced from 7 exons. NCBI's taxonomy places the organism in Eukaryota, Metazoa, Chordata, Mammalia, Carnivora, Mustelidae.